AUGGAACACCAGAGGAUCCAUCCUGGGGAAAGGCUCUGGGAGUGUGGGGAGUGUGGGAAGAGCUUCAAGAAUAGCUCCCAUCUGAUCUGGCACCAGGUGAUUCACACUGGGGAGAGCCCCUAGGAGUGUGGGAAGUGUGGGAAGAAUUUCAGGAAGAUCUCUGUCCUGAUUAACCACCAUAGGAUCCACACAGGGGAAAAGCCUGGAAAGUGCUUGGAAUGUGGGAAGAGCUUCAAUCACAGCUCCCACCUGAUCUGGCACCAGAACAUCCACACAGGAGAAUGCCCCAGCGAGUGUGGGGAAUGUGGGAAGAGCUUCAUUGAGAUGUCCAGUCUGAUUUGUCACCAGAAGAUCCACACAGAGGAAAAGCCCUACAAGUGCUUGGAAUGUGGGAAGGGCUUCAGAAAGAGCUCCUACCUGAUCCAGCACCACAGGAUCCACUCUGGGGAAAAGCCCUACGAGUGUGGGGAAUGUGGGAACAGCUUCAACCAGAGCUCCAACCUUUGGAAACACCAGCGGAUCCACAUGGGGGAACGGCUGUAUGAGUGUGGGAAAUGUGGGAAGAGCUUCAGAGACAUCUCUAACCUGAUGCAACACCAGGUGAUCCACACAAGGGAACGGCCCUACACCUGCUUGGAAUGUGGGAAGAGCUUUGGGUGGAGCUCCAAUCUGAGGGCACACCAGCGCAUCCACACUGGGGAGAGGCCCUACGAGUGUCCCGAGUGUGGGAAGAGGUUUCAGAGCAGCUCCCAUGUUCUUCAACAUGAGCAGAUUCACACAGAGGAGAGGCCCUUCCGCUGCCCUGACUGCGGGAAGGGCUUCAAGCAGAACGGCAACCUCACCGUCCACCGGCGCAUCCACAGUGGGGAGAGGCCCUACGAGUGUCCCCAGUGUGGGAAGAGCUUCUCACAGAGAUCCAACUUGACCAAACACCAACAGAGGCACCAGUAAGGGAAGCCCUGCGAGUGCCCCGAGUGCGGGAAGAGCUUCGUGCGCUGCUCCAGCUCCAUCCCCCAUGGGAGGAUCGGCGUUGGAUGAUCCCCAGUGACCCCCGUUGGGCAGAGCCCUGGUGAUCCGUGGUCCUGGUGAUCCGUGUUGGGAAGACACCUGGCUGGGAGGCUCCACAUCUUCCUGGCUCCCUAUGGGCUCCUGGAUGAAAUCAGGGAAAUGAAAACCCAACAGGAUACAGACCGACAGUGGGAAUUGUUGACUUUAAAUCCUUGAGAACCUUUUGCCUCAGGAGCAGUGUGGGCAGAGUAAAGGGGGGUGACACCGGACUUGGGGGGCCCAAGGGGAGCACACACGCUCUAUGGGGGGUGAGGACACGACCCCCGGGCCCCCCAAGUCACCUUCCUGCACAGGCAGAA
Poecile atricapillus (Black-capped chickadee) is the source of this 1367-nucleotide messenger RNA. RefSeq names its product zinc finger protein 551-like. The transcript has 2 exons. The record is from RefSeq and is a predicted model, not a curated record. NCBI's taxonomy places the organism in Eukaryota, Metazoa, Chordata, Aves, Passeriformes, Paridae.